CAUGCGCGCUACGUUGUUUAUAAUUUUGGCGCUGCUUGGCUGCUCCUGCAGCUCGGCCACGCUCUUUGAUGAUCAGCUGCGUGAGCUGACUGAGUUUCUGCGCCUGCAAAUGCGCUGUGGUUAUCCACCACUUGGCAUUCCAGUGCUAGCGCCGGCUCAGCUGGCCUAUAAGCAGCUGAACAUCAAAACAGAAAGUCUUGCCUGUCAGGGCAACUUUACGGAUCUGUCCAUAGUGGGUCUGGAUAGUUUUGAGUUUCGUCAGCUCAAUUGGAACAAUGUGCUGCAUAAAAUCAGAUUCGAUCUCAACUUUCCCAGCAUUAAGUUGACCAGUUCAAAAUAUCAGCUGGAUAUAUUAUCACGUCUCUUUGGCUCUGACUUUAGCCUCUGGGGCGAUGGCGUCUUUGAUCUGGAGCUGCUUAACCUACGCGCCAAUGGCAGCUUCAUCAUUCGCCCCUCGGGUCUUACUCAUGGCACACACAUCAAAAGCUGGAAAGUGGAUUGGCAGUUAGGUGCUGCCAAUUCGAAAAUCACUGGCAUUAUGGGCAGUCGCUUGUGGUCGAAAUUUGUCAACGAUAUUAUUAAUGAAUUUUUCGAGCUGACCAUAAAUGAUAAUCCUGAGGAGGUGGCUGACUUUAUGCAGCAACUAAUUGUGCCGCCCAUGAAUGCGGCCUUGGAGAAUGUGGCUUGGUAUGAAAUAACUGCCGUUAUCUUGGGCCUGGUCAAGGGUGUGCUGCCAGUAGAGCCCAUUUGUUAAUAGUGCAAUUAGAGAUGGCAUGGGCUAGAAUGUAGCUCCAAGUCAAGUAAUUCACCACUUUGAAUAUUCUAUUCUUAUCGAUUGAUAAAGUAAAAUAAAAAUAAUUGUGAGUGUGAACAAUUCUGUAAAUUAAAAGUAAAUUUAUAGCUAUGUCGGAUCGGACUGGAGCUCCGCUUUGGAGUCUGUCGCCCAUCUCUAAGUACAACACU
Drosophila busckii is the source of this 963-nucleotide messenger RNA. RefSeq lists its product as uncharacterized. The coding region runs from base 2 to 754 and encodes 250 amino acids. The transcript is spliced from 2 exons. The record is from RefSeq and is a predicted model, not a curated record. NCBI's taxonomy places the organism in Eukaryota, Metazoa, Arthropoda, Insecta, Diptera, Drosophilidae.